AUGGAAUUGGCAAUAGGCAUUCUGAUCGUACUGGAGGAAGGGAUGUCUGAGCUCCUAAGGGCGUCUGACAGCCAUCACACCAUGGAGCAAGUCAACAAUGUAAAUUUUCGUUUAAGCCACACAUCUUUUAUGGAGCAUCUCUUGUGUGAGAUGAUAGCUCUCCACUUCCGGGUUGGUGAGUUUCUGUUGCCAGAGAUGAGUUUCUCAGCACUCGAGCUCAGCAGCUCCAAAAAAGUAUCUUCUCAUAUUGUUUUGUAUGUGUAUGUUCAGUGGCAGCCAUCUCCUACCCAGCAUCAUGGCUGCCCUCAGACUCCUGUGAAACCCAAGAUCGUCAAAAAGAGGACCAAGAAGUUCAUCCAGCACCAGUCAGACCGAUAUAUCAAGAUUAAGCAUAACUGGAGGAAGCCCAGAGGUAUUGACAACAGGGUGUGUAGAAGAUUCAAGGACCAGAUCUGGAUGCCCAACAUUGGUUACGGGAGCAACAAGAAAACAAAACACAUGCUGCCCAGUGGCUUCCGGAAGUUUCUGGUCCACAAUGCCAAGGAGCUGGAAGUACUGCUGAUGUGCAACAAAUCUUAUUGUGCUGAGAUUGCUUACAGCGUUUCCUCCAAGAACCGCAAAGCCAUUAAAGAAAGAACAGCCCAGCUGGCCAUCAGAGUCACCAAUUCUAAUGCAAGGCUGUACAGUGAAGAAAAUGAAUAG
This is a messenger RNA of Carlito syrichta (Philippine tarsier), 702 nucleotides long. RefSeq names its product 60S ribosomal protein L32-like. The transcript has 5 exons. NCBI's taxonomy places the organism in Eukaryota, Metazoa, Chordata, Mammalia, Primates, Tarsiidae. Gene Ontology annotation, biological process: translation. Gene Ontology annotation, cellular component: ribosome; cytosolic large ribosomal subunit. Gene Ontology annotation, molecular function: structural constituent of ribosome. Bases 1 to 702 code for a protein of 233 amino acids. The record is from RefSeq and is a predicted model, not a curated record.